Molecule: messenger RNA, 1644 nt
Organism: Rhinocladiella mackenziei CBS 650.93
Lineage: Eukaryota; Fungi; Ascomycota; Eurotiomycetes; Chaetothyriales; Herpotrichiellaceae
Exons: 2
Coding region: 1-1644 (547 amino acids)
Biological process (GO): amino acid transmembrane transport
Cellular component (GO): membrane
Molecular function (GO): amino acid transmembrane transporter activity
Source: RefSeq, a predicted model, not a curated record
AUGGAUCCCAAGAUCACCGGAGAAGAGUACAUUCAGGAGCCAAAUAGCUCAGAUCGGGACCUCCACCCCGAAAAGCGUCACUCUGUCACGGGCGACGUCUUUGUCCAUGAUCAUGGCGCGGACACCGAGCUUCGCCGUCUCCUCAGCACACGACAUCUUACCAUGAUUGCUCUUGGUUCCAGUAUUGGAAUGGGUCUUUGGUUGGGCUCAGGCACUUCCUUGAUCAGUGGUGGUCCUGCCGGGAUCUUCUUGGGCUAUUGCUUGUCCGGUGCCAUGAUCUGGUCGGUCGCUCAUUCCAUUGGAGAAAUGGCCGUCAUGUAUCCGUUGCCAUCCGCCUUCGUCCAGUGGACGGGCAAGUUCGUUGAUCCUGCGGCUGCCUUUGCGCUCGGCUGGGCCUACUGGUUCUCCUUUUGCAUCACCAUUGCGAACGAACUCGCUGCUGCCAAUACCAUCCUGAGCUUCUGGACCACUGAAGUCCCGGUGGCGGCAUGGAUCACCAUCUUCUGGGUGGUCAUCAUCGCGGUGAAUAUUGGAGCGGUGACCAUUUUCGGCGAGGUGGAAGUCAUUUGCAGCACCAUCAAAUUCGGUUGGAUCUUCGUCGUCAUCAUUUCCCUGAUCGUCGUUUCGGCCGGUGGUGGCCCCAAUAAUGAAGCCAUCGGCUUCCGGUACUGGAACUCGACUCCCUUUACCAAUGGAUUCAAGGGAUUUCUUACCGUCAUGCCCACCUGUAUUUUCGCCAUGGCCGGCUCUGAAAACGCUGGCCUGGUGGCCGCCGAAACGGCCAAUCCUCGGAAGUCUGUUCCUCGCGCUGUCGGCUCGAUCUGGCUUCGGCUCUCGUUGUUCUACCUGCUGGGCUCGCUCAUGGUCACCAUCACCGUUUCUCCAUUCGACGAAGAUCUCUUUGGCGGCGAGGGGACCAACGCCUCCCCCUUCGUCAUUGCGUAUCGCAAUGCUGGUAUUUCCGCUCUCGCACACAUGAUGAACGCCAUCAUUCUCCUCUCCGUCGUCUCGUGCGGUUCCAUUUCAGGCUAUGCCGGCGCCCGCACCACAAUGGGUCUCGCUUACCUCGGCAUGGCACCAAAGCAAUUUAAGACGGCCGACAAGACCGGCCGACCAUGGUACGGCCUCGUGCCCACCCUGGUUCUUGGUGGCGGCCUGGGUUAUCUCAAUGUCAACAAUUCCGGCGCGGAGGUGUUCGGUUGGCUCUCCAACCUGACGUCCCUCUUCACCCUGUUCGGCUGGGGAAUGAUCUGUCUUUCUCACAUUCGUUUCCGAUGGGCUUGGGCGCUCCAAGGCCGCGACAAAGCCGAAUUACCCUGGCGAAGCUGGACAUACCCCUAUGCCGCUUGGUUCGGGCUCAUCAUGUGUAUCAUUCUCAUCAUUGUUCAAUUCUACCUCGCCGUGUGGCCACUGGGUGAUGAAACCAACGCAGAGAACUUCUUCGCCAAUUACGUCUCGGUCAUUCUCAUUUUGGUGCUCUACGUUGGAGCCAAGAUCUUCUACCGUGGUCGACCGUGGGUGGACCUGAGCACGGUCGAUUUGGAUUAUGGCCGGAGAUUUUAUACCGACGAGGACAAGGAGAAAGGCACCAGCACCGGUGUCAAGGGCAUUGCACAGAAGACAUUGGGUGCCAUUUUCAACUAA